This is a messenger RNA of Pseudogymnoascus verrucosus, 1530 nucleotides long. RefSeq lists its product as uncharacterized. The transcript has 3 exons. Gene Ontology annotation, molecular function: FAD binding; oxidoreductase activity. Lineage: Eukaryota; Fungi; Ascomycota; Leotiomycetes; Thelebolales; Thelebolaceae. The record is from RefSeq and is a predicted model, not a curated record. Bases 1 to 1530 code for a protein of 509 amino acids.
AUGGUUGUGAUCUUCGGAACUCUUGGGAUUGCACUGUUGUGCAGUGUUAGUGGGAUAACACUUGCCGCUAAGAAUCCUCUGCAUGCACGAGACGAUGCUUGUAGAGCUCUAGCGGCUGCCUUGGCAGGAGAUGUUGCCUACCCGAACACCACAUCUUACCUUCAAUCAGCGGAUUACUGGUCUCUACAACAGCUCGAGACUCAGCCACGAUGUUUUGUGGCCCCCAAGAGCACCAAAGAGGUUUCGACCAUUCUCAGAGUCUUGACAGAAGGAGAUUGGCCAUUUACAGUGAAAGGAGGCGGCCAUAUGCCUUUCUCCGGUGGUUCCAGCAUUGAAAACGGCGUGACGAUUGAUCUGGUGCAUCUCAACGAUAUCAAGGUUUCCUCUGAUCGACGGUCGGUAUCCGUCGGUCCAGGCAACCGCUGGAUCAAUGUUACCGAAAUUCUCGAUCCCAUGGGCCUUGGUGUUGUGGGAGGGCGCGACAUGAACGUUGGAGUAAGCGGGCUGACCCUCGGUGGCGGCAUCUCGUUUUUUUCAGGAAUGUACGGAUGGGCUUGCGACAACGUACGUCGGUACGAAGUCGUGCUCGCCUCUGGCCGGAUUGUCAAUGCAACUCCAACUGAGAACAAGGACCUGUACUGGGCCUUGCGGGGUGGGGGUGGUUCUAACUUUGGCAUCGUGACUCGUUUCGACCUUGUCAUUUUCGACCAAGGAGAAGUCUGGGAAAAUGGCCUCAGCUUUCCGGGCAGCUCAAACGCGACAGUCAUCUCCCACUUCCAGAACCUUACAAUUCACGGGAUGCCCUCGGACAAAGGCGCAACUGGCUUUGUUGGCAUCAACUACCACUCCUCUACCGGCGGAUACUCGGCUGAUGUAGGCCUUGUGCAUGCUACGGUACCUUCAUCUCCAGGGAGUAUACCCGCAGUCUUCGAGCCAUUCCAAAAGGUACCCUCAGCAACUGCCAACUCAACCAUCACAGGCACGGUCUCGAAUUUCAUCACAAGCAUCGCGACGCCAUACGGCCGCCGGUGGACGUGGGGCAAUGUCGUCGUUUCUGCUUCCUUCCCAGGAAAAUUCAUUACCGAGAUCAUGUCUCUCUUCGAAAGUCACAAUGUUGCCUUGCUUCAGAAUGAGGGGGGAGACGACAUCUCUCUAACUGCACUUUUCCAGCCCAUUCCCGUGAACCUUAUCGAGGCAAUGCAAAAGAAUGGCGGGAACGCAAUGGGUCUAAAGCCUUCAAACGGAGCCUUGAUAAUGAUCUCCUUCCCAACGUCCUGGACAGAGGCAAAGAAUGAUGAGCUUGCGUACAGCGCCACGCGUAAAUUGAUUGCCGAUAUCGAAGCAAAGGCCAUUGAGUACAAGGUACACACGCCAUUUGUGUAUAUGAACUAUGCGGAUAUCAAACAGGAGGUACAAAAGGGUUAUGGAAAGGAGAACUACGCGAGACUAGUGAGUAUCGCGCGGAAAUACGAUCCACAGGCCAAGCUAUCACAUCUAUGGAAGGGGUACUUCAAGCUUCAAUACUUAUAG